Molecule: messenger RNA, 2577 nt
Organism: Notolabrus celidotus (New Zealand spotty)
Lineage: Eukaryota; Metazoa; Chordata; Actinopteri; Labriformes; Labridae
Gene: zc3h10
Product: zinc finger CCCH-type containing 10
Exons: 3
Coding region: 430-2094 (554 amino acids)
Molecular function (GO): metal ion binding
Source: RefSeq, a predicted model, not a curated record
AGGUGCAUCAUAAAAUAUGGUAAACAACACUGGGGCCUUGAAGGAUAGCUUAGAGAAAACACCAGCCUUUCUGCAGAGAUAACUGUUUAAUUUGCAGCGAAUCAGAAGAAGGUGUUUCUCGAGUUACUCGAUUCCGAACCUGGAUCCUGUUCUUGGUUUCCUUUUGGUUUGAUUACAAUAGCUUUAGCCAGUUAGCCAGAAAUGGUUCGCUAGCCAGAUUAAGCUGAAUGUUGCUGAGCAAGACGGACUCUCUGCAAGCAUUUAUGAUUUAUGAGUUAUUUACUCAGGUCUUUAAAUAGCUGGUUGCACUUCUUCAAGGAAAAAGACGUUUCCUGUGUUUUCUGCAAGUACAGAAGAACAUUUACCUAGUCAUGCAAACCCAGCUCAUACACAUGAGUGCUAUUUUCUCCUGGCGCUGGGCCAAGUGCCAUGCCUGACCGGGACAGUUCCUACCUGUCAGGUGGUGGUGGGAGUGCUGGUAGUCUGAGUGAAGAAGGAGGAGCUGUGUCUGGUUUGGCAGGGGGUACGGCAGAGGGCCGAGGAAGUUCAGGAGGAAGUGUUGGAGGCAACGUGUCUGGCUCUGGGAGCAUGGGGGGCGGAGGGGCGCUUGGAAAUGGUAAUAGCUGUGGGAAUGGUGGGAGUGGGGGGCAAGGUGCUGGAGUGGCACCAGACGGUGUCUGCAGGGACUUUAUACGCAAUGUCUGCAAAAGAGGGAAGCGUUGCCGCUUCAGACACCCAGACUUCAAUGAGGUGCCAGACUUAGGUGUGCAAAAGAAUGAAUUUAUCUUCUGCCAUGACCACCAGAAUAAGGAGUGUAUGCGCUCCAACUGUCGCUUUGUCCAUGGAUCUAAAGAUGAUGAGGACUAUUACAAGAAAACAGGAGAGCUACCCCUCAGACUAAGAGGAAAAGUUGCAGCGCGACUGGGCCUGUCCCCUAUGGAUCUCCCCCAUAGCCGUGGUGAGGUCCCUAUCUGCAGAGACUUUCUGAAAGGCGAGUGCCAGAGGGGCAAUAAAUGUAAAUUUCGGCAUGUCAAAAAAGACUAUGAAUAUGAGCCUGCCAGGGUUGGAGUGGGUGGUGUUGUGGGGCCGGGCGCCAGUGGAAUGGUGAAUGCUGGAGUAGGGAUAGGUGGUGGAGGAGGUGGAGCUUGUGUAGGGAUGCAGGGACUUGUGGGAGGUGGGGGCGUUGUUGGAAGUAAUAUAAUGGGGAUGGGUUGCCCCAGCUUGGGUGGGUGCAGGGAUCCAGGUAUCUCAGGAGUUGGAGGAAUGGGUGGAGUUGGGAUGAGUGGUUGUCUGUCAAUCAGUUCUGCAGGUCAGCGACGUUAUGACAGGAGCUCGGGCUCUGUGUAUGACCCUCUACUAGAGAGUGGACUGUUUGAUGCCAGUGCCCUGGAGGCCUCUAUGGACCACACUGCUCUACAGCUGAAGAGGCGGAGGUUGGAAGGGCUGCGCCUGGAUGGGAGUGGAGGAGGCCUCUAUGAGCUGGGAGUUCAAGCUACCUUGCAGCCAAGGCCUCUGGAGUACAGAUUCCUGGAGGAGGAAAAUUCACUACUGAGGAAGAGGGUGGAAGAGUUGAAGAAGCAGGUUUCUAAUCUCAUUGCCACAAAUGAGGUUCUUCUGGAACAGAACGCCCAGUUCCGAAGCCAGGCCAAAGUGAUGACGCUGUCUUCCACUCCUGCACCAACUGAACAGAGUCUGGUGCCCCCUGUGGGUGCAGUAAGUUCCUAUAACCACGGCAUUGCCCAGACGCACACCACCCUGAGCAGCGCAGGACUGCAGCCUCGGUCUGUCAUCCAGCAAGACCUUGUAGCUUCUACUGGUGCCCCUUCAGCUCCCCCAACUAAUGCUGCCCCACCUACAGCCCCCCCACCCCACCUCAACCCUGACAUCACCCCCCUCUCAGCUGCCCUCGCACAGACCAUUGCCCAAGGGAUGGCACCACCUGUUUCUAUGGCACCGGUAUCUGUGUCUGUGGCACCGGUGGCGGUAUCCAUGACGCAGCCUUUGCCUGGCAUCACCAUGAGUCACGCGACCACCCCAAUGGUGUCUUACCCCAUUGCGAGUCAAAGCAUGAGGAUUACCACACUGCCUCACUGACUGAUAAGGAGCUAGACCGUUAUAGCCAAAAGUCAAAAAGUAGCAUCCUUGAAAGACAUUUUUAACAUAGAUUACUUUCUUUUAUAUGUAAGAAACUAAACUCGUGAAGAACAGUGUUUGGGUACAGACACAAUACCUCUCCAGCAGAGGGCAGUAAAGACUUUUCUGCACAGCCUCUAACUCUACGCUUUCCAGCAACAUCAUCAAUGCAUUUUUCCUACAGACUGACUGUCCUGUGAGCAGGUGCUGUGAGGUUAUCUGCUCACACAUUGCUAUAAAAAGAGCAACAAGGUGCACAUAUAAAAGUCGUCCAUAUUGUUUGAACUAUUUCUGAAAGACUGAUGCACUGUCUUUGAGGGGGACAUAAAACUGGAAACAGCUUGUGUUUAUAUUUUUGUGGUCCGCUCUGGUGUAAAAUAACUUUCUUACUUUGCACAUUUAAAAAAAAAAAAACAACUCACAACAAUAAAUGUGUUGUCUGUA